This is a messenger RNA of Cotesia congregata, 9213 nucleotides long. The record is from the annotation of a GenBank genome assembly. Lineage: Eukaryota; Metazoa; Arthropoda; Insecta; Hymenoptera; Braconidae.
AUGAUGCAGGAUCACGGUCAUCACUCAAGCAGAAAGACACUGGUAGCCUCGCCAGAAGUCGCAAUGGCUAGCGAGGUCUUUGAUCUCUUCUGUAACGCCGCAACAUUAAAAUCCAUCCUUGGACAUUUUCGCCAUCUUUGUGAUCUUCUUAAUAUGCGGCCUAAUACCUUUCCACAAUUUUAUCCUAAGUUUAAAUCUAAAUUGAGAUCAUGGAAGGCUCAAGCGUUAUGGAAAAAAUUCGAUCAACGAGCUAAUCACAAGUGCUAUAAUAGAGGAAAAGCUUGUCCUAAUUCUAGAGUUCUAAUUAUUGGUGGUGGUCCAUGUGGCCUAAGAGCAGCAAUAGAAGCCCAAUUAUUAGGAGCUAAAGUUGUAGUAGUAGAAAAAAGAGAUCGUAUGUCUCGAAACAAUGUUCUUCAUCUUUGGCCUUUUGUAAUUCAAGAUUUACGUGCACUAGGAGCUAAAAAAUUUUUUGGUAAAUUUUGUGCUGGAUCAAUAGACCAUAUAAGUAUACGUCAAUUACAAUGCAUCCUUUUGAAAGUAUCUUUAAUUUUGGGCGUUGAAUUUCACGAAGGAGUAAGUUUUGAUGCUUUAAUCCCACCACCUGAAAGUCAAGAUGAAGGGAAAAUAGGCUGGAGAGCUAAAACUACUCCUAGUGAUCAUCCAGUAUCUCAGUAUGAAUUUGAUGUGCUUAUUGGUGCUGAUGGAAAGAGAAAUACAUUAGAAGGUUUUAGAAGAAAAGAAUUUCGUGGGAAACUCGCGAUAGCAAUUACUGCUAAUUUUAUCAAUAAACGAACUGAAGCAGAGGCACGUGUUGAAGAAAUAAGUGGUGUUGCUUUUAUUUUUAAUCAAAAAUUUUUUAAGGAAUUGUAUCAAGAAACAGGAAUUGAUCUUGAGAAUAUUGUUUAUUAUAAAGAUGAUACACAUUAUUUUGUUAUGACUGCAAAAAAACACAGUCUUAUUGAUAAAGGAGUUAUUCUUCAAGAUCAUGCAGAUACUGCAAAAUUAUUAGCUAAAGAAAAUGUAGACCGGGAUGCAUUAAUGCUUUAUGCUCGUGAAGCAGCUGAUUUUUCAACUCAGUAUCAAAUGAUGGAUAUGGAGUUUGCUGUCAAUCAUUACGGACAACCAGAUGUGGCAAUGUUUGAUUUUACCUCAAUGUAUGCGGCUGAAAAUGCUAGUCGAGUUCUGGAAAGACACGGGCACAGAUUAUUAAUGACGUUAGUGGGUGAUAGUUUAUUAGAGCCUUUUUGGCCAACAGGUUCAGGUUGUGCAAGAGGUUUUUUAAGUUCUAUGGAUGCUGGUUGGGCUAUCAAAGGAUGGGGUGCAUCUUCGUCUCCAUUAGAAGUCCUUGCAGAACGUGAAUCAAUUUAUAGACUGCUUGGCCAAACAACUCCCGAAAAUCUUAAUCGUGAUUAUGCAGCUUACACAUUAGAUCCGCACACCAGAUAUCCUAAUCUCAACGUCAGGUCUGUUUCAACUAUUCAAGUACGAGGACUUCUUGAUACUGAUGAUCCAGACAAUAUUAAACCACUACCCGUCCUAUCUUCUGUUGAUGUGCCGAAAAAACGAAGGCGCAGAGACAUACAAAUACAUCCUGAUACGCUUUUACACUGGUUGCAGAAACAAGUGGCUUUAUACGACACCGUUAAAAUAACGGAUAUGACAUCAUCAUUCAAAGAUGGUAUGGCAAUAUGUGCUAUUGUUCAUCGAUAUCGCCCGGAUUUGAUAGAUUUUAAUUCUCUCAAGUCUGAUGACGUUGAAAAAAAUAAUCAAUUGGCUUAUGAUGUACUAGAAAAAGAACUAGGUAUUUCACCGAUAAUGACAGGUGAAGAAAUGGCUCAGUGCGAUGUCCCUGAUAAAUUAGCUAUGUUUUCCUAUCUUACACAAAUUUAUGAGGCAUUCCGCGGUGAAAUUCCUCAUAUAAAGCAUCCAAAACUCGAGCCAGAUACAGAUGAUAAUCCACUGUAUAAUAAACAAUUGGGACAAACACUUGGGACAAAAUUACAAAUCAACCGUUUACCGAAACACGAAACACUAAUAAGACCAAGACACUCACGUUUUUCACGUCACAACAAUGAAAAUGUCCAAACAAUUGUGGAUAAAAAAGCCGAAGGAAGUCUUGGAAGAAGAUCUCGAAAACGACGCAGUAAUGAAAAAAUGGGAGCUACAGUCGAGGAGCGACAAAAGAGACUAGAAGAGAUUGUGAGCAAUCGGAAUGAACGAAUGAGAAGAAGACAAUUUUUAAGAAAAAUGGCAACCCAGCAGUUUUAUAAGAGCUUACAGAUGUUACAAGCUAACGCGAAACGCGAUAAAGAAGAACCCUUUGAAGAUUACUCGAUAUUUUUAUAUCGGCAAACAGCACCCGACUUCAAGGAUCGGGUCAAAGAGUUAGAGCAGAAAAUACUUUACCCAGAUAGAGAGCCAAAAAUGCUUUUACAGUACAAAGGUGGCAUGGAUGAUGACUUCUCUGGUAGAAUAAAAGAUAUAGAAGAUAAACUUCGAGGAACUACAUCUUCAGAGAAAAAACCUCGGGAUCUUUUACGUGCUAUUGGUAAAAUCGAAAAAACCGAUUGGAAUGUAAAAGAAAUAGAAAAAAAAAUUGAAGAAAAUAAACUUGGUAAAGGAAUUCGACAAGAUAAAGUAGAACGAGUACCAAAAUGGAGUCGUGAACAAUUUCUUGCUCGUCAAAUAAAAAUGGAAAAGAAAGGGCGUGAUCCAAAUGAUCCAGAACAUAAAUAUGCUGAAAUUGAUAAUACAUUAAAAUGUAUCGAUCGAAAAAUUAAAGAGGGUAAUAUUUUGGGGCACAAUAAAGUAUCUGCAAUGGCAGAACAAUUUGCUAAUAAAAAUCAAGACUCUGAACCAAAAGUUCAAAGAUCGAACUCUAAAGCCGCAAUUAUUUUACCAACACAAGGAGGUUCAGAAAUGUGCCAUUUUUGUGAUAAAAGAGUAUAUCUUAUGGAAAGAUUGACUGCGGAAGGCAAAUUUUUUCAUCGGGGUUGUUUCCGUUGUGAAUAUUGUUCAACUUCUCUCCGUAUUGGAAAUCAUACGUUCGACAGAGAUAAAAAUGGUGGUCGGUUUUAUUGUACUCAACAUUUUGGAUUACCAGGUACAAUAAAAACAAGAAUAGAAAAGAAAAAACUUCCUUUACUCAAUAAAGAAAAUAUACCAGCAACGUCAGAAAAGAAAAAAUUAACAGACAAGAUGCACACAUUAAAACCACCACUGGAUGGAGUAGCUGGCUUAGAUCUUCUCGACCGUGGUCAAACACCUGAGAGAAUAGAAUUUGAAAAUUUGGCAGAAAUGUCAGAUGCUGAAGAAGCUCACAGCCAAAUGGAUGAAGAUGAGUGGACGGAUAGAAAUUUUGGUGCUUCUGCAGCAGAAAUGGGAUCUAGUGAUGAUAUUUCAGAUAUGAGUGACUCUGAUGAAGAAAACGAAAUCUACGAAGAAGCUAUUGAUCAACCGCUAACAACCGAAGGUACAAUCGAACUCGCGAAAAAUUGGACACUAAGGUACUCUCAUCCGCACACGACAACUGGAAACUCUGAUACUGGUAGUAAUGAGUACGAGGACUCUAGUGAUGAAUACACAAGCGAAGACGAAGAAACUGGCACAGCAACCGAAGACGAAGAAGACGCGCGUGCGAGAGAGCUGAGGAAGCAGGAGGUGUGGCUGAAGAUGCCGCUGCGGGAGUCCGACACGGAGACUGGCUCAGAAACAGAGGUGAAAAAAUCAUCAAAGGACACUUUAUCUCCAUUAUCCGAAAACUCAACCGCGGCCAGUGACAAACUUUUCGUAGAAGCAAUAAUGGGUAACAAAGUAGAUUUAGAUAAUAAAGAGCCCAGUGAAACAACUAUAGGAAAGGUAUUAGAUUGUAAUCCGUCCAAUGAACAUGAAGGUAUAGGAAUUAAUUCACUAAUAUUUGAUGAAACGAAAUCUCCUGAAGUUUCGGUAAUUAUCGGUGACAAUUGUACUGUUGGAGAAAAUAAAAGCAAUCUACCUGAUUUAGUUGCUUCUUCACCGGGUCUUGCCGAAAAACAAUUUGCUUCAGUUACCGAUCAAUCAUUUGAUGAUAGUUUUACUGAAGCCAAUGAUGAUUUUCUUGAAGCGCAAAACGAACUUGUAACUUGUGAACAGUUGACUGAUCUACGUGAUAACAAAAUGACUGAUAUUAAUAAAAAAUACAAUUAUUCAACAGACAAUAUGACAGAUAAUUUAAAAAAAAAUACUCCUGAAAAACAAACGACAUUGGACUCCUUUAAUAUUUUAAAACAAGAAAUAAAAUUAAGAAGAGAUAAGAAAAAUAUCAAUUUAACUCCAUUAAGACCUUUAUCUCGAGAAACGGCGCGUUCGAAAAUGAAUCAGUACUUUGAUGCUAUGAAAGAUGAACAAUUAAAUAAUCAAACAACAAAAAACGUUCAAAUUGAACCAACUGUUGAAAUUGAUAUAAAGUCACACGUGUCAAACAAAAUUAAUUCAAAAGAUUUAGAGAAAUAUUUUCAAAGUAAUUCUAACGAAAACAAAAUAAAAAAUGAAGCUUUGAAUUCUAAUUUAUCUAACUCUAUUAAUAAUAUUGAUGGCGCAGAUCCUUUUACUAAUCAAUCCAUCUUGUCUGACGUAAUUUCAGUUUCUCCUGUCGUAUUGUCUGAUGAAAUCUCUGAGUCAAAUAUACCAUUGAAUAAUUUAACUAAAAUAGAAAAAACAAAUGAUGAAAAAUUGUCCGGUGAGCUUAUUAAAAAAGUAUCUGUAACUGCAAAAGAAAUUGAAUUACCAAAAAAAAUAAUUUUAACUGACGAUGAAAAUGCAACAAAUCAAAUACCAAAAAUACCAGAACGUAAACGUAUUUCUAGGGAAUUAAAAAGUAAAUUAGUUUAUGAUAAGGGUCUCUCGAAAAUAAACGAUGAAAAAAAUAAUGAAACUUCAAAAUUAACUUUAGUUGCAUCAGAUGAAGAUUCAAGUGAAAAUCGUCGAGAAAAUUCAGCAACUGAAAUUUCGACCGAUUCAGAAUUCGAGCACGACGGUACUACUCCAACGCAAAAUGAAUUUCCUGAGAUAACUAUUAAUGAUUGUUUUGUACGUAAAACACGUGGUCAGUAUAUAGAACCAAAGAAAGUACAAGUAAAAAGUAAAAUAAUAUCUCCAGUAAAUGGAAAAGUAAAGCCAGAUGAAAAAAAUGAUACUGGUUCUACAAAUAAAACAAGUAUUAUUAAAACAAAUAAUUCUUUACGGCCAGUUAAUAUAAAUGCAGUGCCUUUAGUAAACCCCCGUAAAGGUGAUUACUUAUUAAAUCGUACUCACUCAACUGAAGGAAUUGCCUCUAAAUUGUCACUAGAAUUGAAGAAAAGAUAUCUAUUAGGUGGAACAGUAUUAGGUGGUACUGUUAUAAAAUCUGGAUCAACCUCAAAUGUUGAUACCAAGUUACGAAACUUUACCGAUACAAUUUCACAACAUCAAAAAUUGUUAAAUCCUGCUCCUGAGCCUAGUCCUACUAUGCAAGCAUUUUUACAAGGCACUAAUAAAUUGAGAUCUACUUCUAAUAUUCCAUUAUCUCCUAUUUCAUCAACUGAAUUGUUAACCAGAUCUCCAUUAAAAACUGUUAAGCUACCAGAAAUAGAUAAAUCUAAAGACCGUCAAAAUUAUACGAGGAUUCCUUUACCAGAUUUGAUAAAAGAAACAAAUGUUAUGAAAGCUAAUAAAGAUCCGAAUACAACUUGUACUGAAUCAUCAAAGCAAGUUAAUAUUGUUGAAAACGAAGUUAAAGAAGAAAAAGGGGUAAAUGAAUUUAAAAUGGCAGAAAAAGUUAGUGAACCAAUUGAAGAAGUUCAUAAAGAAAAGAUUUAUGAAAAUCAAGAAAUUGAAAGUAACAAAAAAUCAAAAAUUAACCUACCUGAGAUAUCUGCGGAUGUUAUUCAAGUGAACUGGAAUAAAAUAUCAAUAAACAAAGAAGAUGAUAAUAGUACUGAUGAUUCUGAAAUGGAUAGUGAUUCUCUUUCAUCAAAUUCUAAAAGUGAUCUCAAUGUUGAUAAUAAUAAAGAACAAAAAGAUGACGAAACUCAUAGAAAUUUAUCAUCUCGUUCACAAGUUCGCGAUACACCUGAAAAUUUAUUAAUUGACGAUAAAGUAGAUAAGUAUAAAGAUGAAGAUACAGGAAUGACAUUCGAACCUGAUUCUAUUGAAUGUGUUAUGAACGUUAGAGAUGAAAUAAAUGAAGAAAGAGUAAAUAGUGUUGAACCAUCGAGAUCGAUAAAUGUAUGGUCACGUUCAUCAAAUAAUGAUAAUAAAAAUUCAGUAUAUGAUAUAGAAACCGUCAACAAUAAUUUUAAACAAAUAGAUUUGAAAGAAUUUUGCUCAAGUAUAAGUAAUUGUAGUAGUCCAACGUCUUUGGCUUCAAUUAUUUCAAAUAAACAAGACGAUUCUAUUGAUAAUGACUUAACAACUGCAGCAUUAACUGAAACUGAAUUUUCAGAAUGGGCACGAGAUGGUGAAGGAUUCGUUAUUGCUGAUUUAAAAGAUGCUGAAUUCGAUGGUAGUUCUCGAGGUGGUAAACUUUCAAUGAAUAAUUUGCAAGGUAGUGCAAGAAUUGCGAAAGAAGAAGAAGAUUUAACAGACAUUGAAUCAUCUGAAGGCAUUUUUAGUUGUCCUGAUCGCACAGAAAUGCCAACAAAUGAUACGUCAAAAUUAUUGGCUGAUGGAGAAGAUAUUGAUUACAUGGAUACUGACAAUGAGUCCUUAUUAGAUAGUUUACGAGAUGCUACAAAUAUACCACUAAUAAAAAAUCGCGGUUAUGUUGAAUUUGUAAAUGUAACUGGUAUUACUUCUUCAAAUUCUAAAAACUCUUGUUCACCGUUUGCUGAUGCUCCAAUUGCUAAAGCAGAAGCUGAACCUGAACUUUGUUCUGAUGAAGAAAAAUACGACGACAAUGUUAUUAAAAUAAAUUUGGUAACUGUUGAUGACGUGAGAAAUCGUUUAAGUAAUUGUACGAUUAAUACAGAACAAAGAAAUAAUGAUAUUGAAAUAAUGAAAAAAGAACCGCUAAUAGUUGAAGCUGUUAAUCGUGAUAUUCUACAGUCUAUGGAUGAAGAUAGUCUGUUGAUUGUUGAACCUGCAGAAGAUACAACAACCAGUGAGCUCACAACAAUAUUAGCCAGUCCUGAAUAUCCUGUUUCGCAAAGUCAAACACAAUCAAAAGCUAAUAAUGAAAGUUAUAAAUUAGAAGAAAAUAAUCCAGAUUAUCUUGAAUACGUAAAACGGUUACAAUCUAGAAUUGCAGAAUUUAGUAAUGCUAAAGACUCAAUUGAUGUUAGAAAAUCAAAACGGAAAAAUUCUAAAAAUUCACUUCAAGAGUGUUCAACAGAAAUAAUUGCUGAAGAAGUUAAAGGCCCAUGGGCUACAUCAAAUCUAUGUUAUAAUUCACCGGCGACAUCGCGAAAGCUUGAAGAAAUAACUCGAGAACGUUCUAAACAAAAAAAUCUUAUUCAGGAUUUAUUGAUGGAUAAAAUAGAAGCUCAUAAACAAAAAUCAGCUGAAAAAAAAGCUAAAAGAGCUGCUAGAAAUACAUCAUUUAACUCAGGCAUGCAAUUAUAUUCACCAAAACCACCCCACAGUGAAUCUGAUAAAUCAUUAAGCAAUAUGUCUGUUACUCCGUCUAAAACAAGUACUCCAACACAUACAACAUUUGCUGAAGCCAAAAAAUCUCUUGAAAUUCCAUCAACUAAUGAAAAAAGAUUUGAUAGUAAAAUUUAUCAAGAAAUUUCUGAUGACGAUGCUAAUAAAAAAAAAUUGAUGACAAAUAAUUAUUCUGAUAAAAGUAACAGUGACAAAAUUAUUAGUCAAGUUAAUAAUGAAAAUUUCAAAACACCAGUAGCGCCACCCAGAACAAAGCAUGAAGAAGCAAGAAGAACUGCUGAAAAAGCUAAACAAGAAGCACGAGAAAGAGCAAGAUUGAAAAGUGAUGAAGAUUUGGGUCUAAGUCCUGAAGAUAGAAUAAAACAAUUGCGAUUAAAAAUAACACAAAGACAAUUGUCAAUGGAAGAUAGACGAAAAUGUGAAAAUGAAGAUGUUUCUAAUUUGAAAACUAGAGCUUACAGUUUUACUUUUCAAAAAUCUGAAUCUUCAUUACAACCAAGUAAAAGUACAGAUAAUAUGAAAGUAUUAACCAAAAAAAUAGAUUUUCCAGCUACUAAUGCUAAGUCAAUGAGUGAGCUAGCUUACAAUAAAGAUCCUGAAGAAAAAUUGUCAUUGGACACUGCUGUUAAGCGCAGUAAAAAGAAAACUAAAGAUCCAGAAAGAAGAAGAAGCAUAAUUCAAGCCGUGUCAGACUUUUUCAAGAAAAAAGAAACAGCUUCAUCGCCAACAAGUCCAAAAGACAAGGGUUUAGGAUUCUCUAGAUUAACAACUAAAUUGAAAGAAAGAGGGAAGUUAAAAUGGUACUCAGAAGGGUCCGAUAUCGAUAAAUUGGAUCGUAAAUUUGAUGAAAGACCCAAAAGUGUUUGCGAAUCAAUUUUAAUUGAAAACUUCAUGGUAUCUUUGCCACCUGUACCACCACCUCCAAUUAAUUAUCCAGAUGUGACAGUACAUGUUUCGGAUGACAGCUUAUCUGAGGAAGAUUCAAAAAUGACACAUUCACAAUUACAAAAAACUGCAAACUUGGACGGAUCGUGUAAUAGUAUAUCACGUAAAUUAAAAAACACUAAAAAAUUGGUCCGUCAAGCUCAGUCGAAGAGAUUAAGAAUAGCACAAGAAAUUCAACGUAAACUCGAAGAAACAGAAGUGAAACAACGUGAUUUAGAAAGCAGAGGGGUUAGUGUCGAAAAAGCACUUCGGGGUGAAGGAGAUUCUUCUGGUCGCGAAGAAACUGAUUUAUUAGGCGAAUGGUUUGAUUUAAUGCGAGAACGUACUGAACUACGCCGUUACGAGAAAGAACUUUUGGUCCGAGCUGAAGAAGUCCAAUUAGAGGAUCGUCAUGAUAGAUUGCAACAAGAAUUACGAGAAAGAUUAGCUGACGAUGAUGAUAAAAAGACAUCCGCUGACGUAAAGAAGGAAGGAGAAAUAUUAACAGAAAUGCUAGAAAUUGCAGCAAAACGAGAUUCAUUGGUAGCGUUACUCGAGGAGGAACGACAAAGAUAUAAAAAUGAAGAAAAAGAUCUCGAGGCUCAAAUGCUAGCUAAAGGCUUAACUUUAACACCAAUUGAGAAGGAUGAUUCCAAAUAUUUAAUUUAG